AUGCUCUCGCCAUGCUUCCAUCAACCUUCAGAGAGUGAAUCUGAAAGAGCAACAACACAGGCUGCUAGUGGUUGGCUGGGACGGGUCGCAUCCAGUGAGGAAGGCCAGGCCGAUCGAGGUUGGGGUGAUUCCCCUCUAAUUUUAUUGAAUUUCAUGAAAACUAUGUGGGAUGCCAGAGAAAGACCUGCCCGCGGACUGCAUAUUCAGGGAUCUCAUAUGCCGUAUGUUCAUCAAGGCAAUCAACUGCACAUUCAAGGAUCUCCUUCGCUGCAUUGCUUUUCGGGAGCGGCCUAUUCAAAUGUGCCAUCCUGGGAUCAAGAUCUUGAUGGUCCAGAAUCGAUACUCGUUGUGAACAACGGACCGAAAGAGGCCUGGGCGUGUGUCGCAGAAGCCAUGCAAAUGCACUGCAGCAAACGGGAUCUUCAGAAGCCCAAGACCGUGACUGUGGUGCGUCCAAGCAUCAGCUGUGAUACAGGAGGAGACAAGUGA
This is a messenger RNA of Coccidioides immitis RS, 489 nucleotides long. RefSeq lists its product as uncharacterized. The record is from RefSeq and is a predicted model, not a curated record. The transcript is spliced from 3 exons. Bases 1 to 489 code for a protein of 162 amino acids. Lineage: Eukaryota; Fungi; Ascomycota; Eurotiomycetes; Onygenales; Onygenaceae.